Messenger RNA from Panthera uncia (snow leopard), 3659 nucleotides. RefSeq names its product GLI family zinc finger 1 (gene GLI1). Bases 28 to 3489 code for a protein of 1153 amino acids. Gene Ontology annotation, molecular function: RNA polymerase II cis-regulatory region sequence-specific DNA binding; DNA-binding transcription factor activity, RNA polymerase II-specific. The transcript is spliced from 11 exons. Gene Ontology annotation, cellular component: nucleus. Lineage: Eukaryota; Metazoa; Chordata; Mammalia; Carnivora; Felidae. The record is from RefSeq and is a predicted model, not a curated record. Gene Ontology annotation, biological process: smoothened signaling pathway; regulation of transcription by RNA polymerase II.
UGUCCCCACACUCGCCUCUGAGACACCAUGUUCAACUCGAUGACCCCACCGCCAGUCAGUAGCUAUGGCGAGCCCUGCUGUCUCCGGCCCCUCCCCAGUCAGGCCCCCAGCAUGGGGACAGAAGGACUGCCCGGUCUGCCCUUCUGCCAUCAGGCCAACCUCAUGUCUGGCCCCCACAGUUAUGGGCCAGCCAGGGAGACCAACAGCUGCACUGAGGCCGCACUCUUUCCUCCUCCCCGAAGUGCAGUCAAGUUGACCAAGAAGCGGGCACUCUCCAUCUCACCUCUGUCCGACGCCAGCCUGGACCUGCAGACAGUUAUCCGCACCUCCCCCAACUCCCUUGUGGCCUUCAUCAACUCACGCUGUGCAUCUCCCGGGGGCUCCUAUGGUCACCUCUCCAUCAGCACCAUGAGCCCAUCUCUGGGAUUCCCACCCCAGAUGAAUCACCAAAAAGGGACCUCGCCUUCCUUCGGGGUCCAGCCCUGUGGUCCCCAUGACCCCACCCAGGGUGGGAUGAUGCCGCAUCCUCAGUCCCGGGGACCCCUCCCAACUUGCCAGUGCAGUCUGAGGAGGAAGUCUCUUCUAAACCCAGGGGUUCCAGCUGCUUGGGUGGGGGCACUCAGGGCAGGAAGACCUGGCUGGGCUCCCUCUUCCUUCUGCCCACUUCUACCUUCAUCACCCUCACCUCUUCCCUUGGGGAAGCUGAAGUCUGAGCUGGACCUGAUGGUUAGCAAGUGCCCAGAGGAGCCCUUGGAGGGUGAUAUGUCCAGCCCCAACUCCACAGGCACACAGGAUCCCCUGCUGGGGAUGCUGGAUGGGCGGGAGGACCUGGAGAGAGAGGAAAAGCCUGAGCCUGAAUCCGUGUAUGAGACUGACUGCCGCUGGGAUGGCUGCAGCCAGGAAUUUGACUCCCAGGAGCAGCUGGUGCACCACAUCAACAGUGAGCACAUCCAUGGGGAGCGGAAAGAGUUCGUGUGCCACUGGGGGGGCUGCUCCAGGGAGCUGAGGCCCUUCAAAGCCCAGUAUAUGCUGGUGGUCCACAUGCGCAGACACACGGGCGAGAAGCCACACAAGUGCACGUUUGAGGGGUGCCGGAAGUCAUACUCACGCCUUGAAAAUCUGAAGACACACCUGCGAUCACACACGGGUGAGAAGCCAUACAUGUGUGAGCACGAGGGCUGCAGUAAAGCCUUCAGCAAUGCCAGUGACCGAGCCAAGCACCAGAAUCGGACCCACUCCAAUGAGAAGCCGUAUGUGUGUAAGCUCCCCGGCUGCACCAAACGCUACACAGAUCCCAGCUCACUUCGGAAACAUGUCAAGACGGUGCACGGUCCUGAUGCCCAUGUGACCAAGCGGCACCGAGGAGACGGCCCCCUGCCCAGGGCAUCAUCCCUUUCCACAGUGGAGCCCAAGAGGGAGCGGGAUGGAGGCCCCAUCAGGGAAGAGAGCAGACUGACCGUGCCGGAGGGCACCGUGAAGCCACAGCCCAGCCCUGGAGCCCAGUCGUCCUGCAGCAGCGACCACUCCCCAGCAGGCAGUGCAGCUAAUACAGAUAGUGGUGUGGAAAUGACUGGAAAUGCGGGGGGCAGCACUGAGGACCUGUCCAGCUUGGAUGAGGGGCCUUGCAUUGCUGGCACCGGUCUGUCUACUCUUCGCCGCCUUGAGAACCUCAGACUGGACCAGCUACAUCAGCUUCGACCAGUAGGACCCCGGGGCCUCAAACUGCCCAGCCUGACCCAUACUGGCACCCCUGUGUCCCGCCGUCUGGGGCCCCCAGUUUCUCUUGACCGCCGCAGCAGCAGCUCCAGCAGUGUCAGUUCAGCUUAUACUGUCAGCCGCCGUUCCUCCUUGGCCUCCCCUUUCCCCCCUGGCUCCCCACCAGAGAAUGGGGCAUCUUCUUUGCCCGGCCUCACGCCUGCCCAGCACUACCUGCUCCGGGCAAGAUAUGCUUCAGCCAGGGGAGGUGGUACCCCACCCACGGCAGCACCCAGCCUGGAUCAGAUGGGGAAUCUUCCCACACCUUCCUGGAGAAGCCGAGCUGAGUAUCCAGGAUACAACCCCAAUGUAGGGGUCACCCGGAGGGCCAGUGACCCAGCCCGGGCUGUUGACCGUCCUGCCCCAGCCAGAGUCCAGCGGUUCAAGAGCUUGGGUUGUGUCCACACACCCCCCACUGUGGCAGGGGGAGGACGGAACUUCGAUCCCCAACUCCCACCCACUGUCUACUCACCACAGCCCCCCAGCAUCACUGAGAAUGUUGCCAUGGACACCAGAGGGCUACGGGAGGAGCCAGAAGGUGGGACCUCCAUGAUAGGCAGUGGUCUAACCCCCUAUAUGGACUUCCCACCUACUGAUACUUUGGGAUAUGGGGGACCUGAGGGGGCAGUGGCUGAGCCUUAUGGAGCUAGGGGUCCAGGCUCCCUGCCUCUUGGGCCUGGUCCACCCACCAACUAUGGGCCAAACCCCUGUCCCCAGCAGGUCUCCUAUCCUGAACCCACCCCUGAACCGUGGAGUGAGUUCCCUUCCCACUCUGGGCUGUACCCAAGCCCCAAGGCUCCAGCUGGAGUCUACAGCCAGUGUCCUCGUCUUGAACAUUAUGGACAAGUGCAGGUCAAGCCAGAACAGGGGUGUCCAGUGGGUUCUGAUUCCACAGGACUGGCACCCUGCCUCAAUGCCCACCCCAGUGAGGGGCCUCCUCGCCCACAGCCUCUGUUCUCCCACUACCCCCAGCCUCCCCCUCCCCAGUAUCCCCAGUCAGGUGCCUAUACCCAGCCACCCUCUGAUUAUCUUUCUUCAGAACCCAGAUCUGGCCUGGAUUUUGAUUCCCCCACUCACUCCACAGGACAACUCAAGGCUCAGCUUGUGUGUAAUUAUGUUCAGUCUCAACAGGAACUGCUAUGGGAGGGUGGGGGCAGGGGAGAUCUCCCAGUCCAGGAACCUCUCUACCAGAGUCCCAAGUUUCUGGGGGGUUCCCAGGUUAGCCCAAGUCCUGCCAAGGCCCCAUUGGCCACAUAUGGACCUGGCUUUGCACCUAACUUGCCCAGUAACAAGUCAGGUUCCUAUCCCACCCCUCCACCGUGCCAUGAAAAUUUUGCAGUGGGGGCAAACAAGGCUUCCCAUAGGGCAGCAGCACCACCCCGACUUCUGCCCCCACUGACUACUUGCUAUGGGACCCUCAAGGCAGGGGGCACGAACCCCAGCUGUGGUCAUCCCGAGGUGGGCAGGCUGGGAGGGGGUCCUGCCUUGUACGCUCCUCCUGAAGGGCAGGUGUGCAACCCUCUGGACUCUCUUGACCUUGACAACACUCAGCUGGACUUUGUGGCUAUUCUGGAUGAGGCCCAGGGGCUGAGUCCUCCUCCUUCGCAUGACCAAGGGGACAGCUCUGAACAUACCCCACCUCCCUCUGGGCCCGCCAACAUGGCUGUGGGCAACAUGAGUAUCUUACUGGGAUCCCUGCCUGGGGAGACACAAUUCCUCAACUCUAGUGCCUAAAGAGUGGGGAAUCCCAGUAAUCACAGAUCCAUUUCCUAAAGGGUUUCCAUCCCCACAGAGAAGUAGGGAGGAGGAGCCAUAGCCCCUGGGAUGCCCCAGGGAUGGGGGGUAUGGGUGGGGGCUGUACAUCUUCUGUAUGUGUUUGGGGGAGGAAUUUGAUAAUGACACUG